AUGGAUGGAAAUGUGUACAACUAUGCUGCGGGCAGCAUGUGGAAUGGCUAUAGCGAAGGGUUCCAGCCAUCCGCUUUAGAACUCCAGAACCAUAUGGCACCAAACCGGGAGUAUUUGGCAAGAGAGCAGAGUAAAAACUCAUUUGUUCCUGCUGCAUCUCCGUACGUUUUCUUCAAUUACGCGGAUGAAUCUCCUCAUCAAUACCAUCAUCUUCCUGAGAAUGUAAGCAGAAACCAGUGGCAUUUUCCGACAUGGCCAAAGAUGAAAGUGAUUCCAGACUCCAUGUUUCAAGAAACCCCAAAGAGAUACUCAGAAAAGCAGUUUCAUAAAAAUGGUGAUGUUGGGAUGCCGAUAGUUCUUCAGACGUCAGCCAACCAGAAUACCUCUAACGGUGAAAGCUAUUAUUCAUCAGAUGUUUCUCAGCAUGUUAUGAUUGAUCCUCAAAGAGUCUACCCUCUGUUAGAGUCUCAGGAAUUAGUAAAUAUAAGCAUUCCAGUUGCAGCCUCCACUCUCAGCAGUCAGCCCAUGACAACAUCAAUGGGCAGCCAGAAGAGUGCUACAAAAAAAAGCUCAGGACCUAGAAAGCAAAAAACUAAGUUAAAAACAGAAGAUGCAUCAUUGAGCAAGAGGAUGAGAAAUGAGGAAAAAUGGGCCAGAAAUAUUAGGAAGAAAGCAAGAUCAAAAGGAGAGAGUUAUGUUUCUGUUCAAGGGAAAACUGUGCCUGCAAGAUCUGUCAAGAAUGUUGAUUGCUCAAAAUGUAAAUUCAAUUGCUCAUCCAUAGUUUCAGAAGAACAAAGGCAACAGUUAUUUGAAGAAUACUGGGAGCUGGAGACUUUUAAGGAAAAGGUUGAUUAUAUCGCAGGCUGUGUUAAUGAGUUCGCACCUCUUCGACCGGUAAGUGGCCGUAGAGCUUACUCCAGACGGUACACACUGAAAGUUGGUGGGAAAGAUGAAAGAGUAUGCAAAGAAUUUUUUGUAAACACAUUUGACAUUAGCGAGAGCACGAUUGUCACUUACAUGGGAAAGAAAAGGAAAGGGCCUGAUGCUGUUGCAGAUCUGCGAGGGAAGCAGACGCCAAGCAAUAAAACACCAGAAUCUACAGUGAGGCUGAUUCGGGAGCACAUCUUGUCCCAGACCGGCCUGCAGGGACAGCUGACUAGAUCUCCCAGUGAGGAUGUGAAGAAUGUAAAACGACUUUAUCAGCACUAUCAAGGAGAAUGUGAAAUGGACAGAAUCAGACCAGCUAGCAUUUCUGUCUAUCGUAAAGUCUACUCUGACAUGCACAAAGAUCAUAAUGAUACACCAGUAGCGAUUCCUCCUGAUGUUCUGACACAAAGCAAAAAAUCAAAACAGCAAACAUGUGUAGGAAAAGAAGACAGUUUUGUUUCAUCAUCAUUUAAAGAACAAAAUGGUCUUUCUCCUCUUGAAUCCUCUGUAAGUUUUGAUGCUUCCUCAAAUUCACAGCCAUCUGUGGCAGAUAUGGUGUCUUCCACCAAUGCUACAGCUCUGCCGGAGACAUUCCAUGACCUUGAUCUCAGGCAGUAUCCUUACCACAAUGGUGACCCAAACCUGCCUACAAAUUCAUUCUGUGACAACAAAACAGGCAGCUUAGACACACAUCAAGCAGUCCCAUAUCAGCCAGCUUAUCAUCAUCAUCAUCAUCUUCGGCAGCAACAUAUAUCAUCCCAACAACAUCUGGAAAAGCCAUUAUUUGCUGCACAUUGUCAAGAAGAUCAAGCAGCAUCCAGUCAUGAAAGAGGGCAUGCAAACAAUACAUUCCCCUUUGUCUGGGAUUCCAAUAGAAUAAGCAGCAGCUCUGUUGCCACCAAUUAUAACUUAAGCUACUGCCCUGUCUCUUAUUCUAACCAAAACCACAUCAUUCAGCCAUCACUGUCAUCAUCUUCAUCAUCAUUAUUCAAUUAUAAGAUAUCAUCUUCAUCUACGGCACCAUUGCUCCUAGAAUCUACCUCAAACAUUGAUCUAAAAAACAAGCCUGGUCAGGUUUCUCACAGAGAGGCCCCGAAUGGUAAAAUCACAUCAGAAAAAAGUAGCAUAAUUACUACAAAGAAAAGAAAAAGAAAUAAGGCUAAAAGAGAACCUAAAAAAAGAACUAGAAAUGAAGAGACUUGGGAUAGAAAUGUGAGGAAGAGAUUACGGUUUAAAGGGGAAGCUUAUAUUUCAGUUAAAGGUAAAUUGGUGGAAGCAAGAAAUGUAAGGGAAGUUGAUUGCUCAAAAUGUAAAUUCAAGUGUACUUCAAGAAUUAAUAAACAGCAGCAGCAAAAUCUGAAUGAGUUGUAUUGGAGUUUAGAUACUUACAAGAAAAAGAUAGAAUUCCUGAACAAGUAUGUGCAGACCUACACUCCAAAACGAAAGAUGACUGGCAGGAGAGAAUAUUCCAGGAAGUACAUCUUUGACGUAGAUGGAAGUGAUGAGCGUGUAUGCAAGGAUUUCUUUACAGCCACUCUUCACAUAAGUGAAAGUACAAUUGCCACUGCACUGAAGAAGAGCAGGAAAGGCCCCGAUGCAGUAAUUGAUAUGCGAGGCAAACACAAGCCGGUUAACAAAACAACAGAAGAAACACUUCAGUAUAUCCGUGAGCUGGUUAUCUACUUAACUGGUCUGCGCCCCAACCGUGCUAGUAACAAUCGACAAAGCAUGCGAUAUGCAGACAUAAACCACUUGUACCAAGUCUAUAGAUACGAUAGUGAGAAAAAAAGCCGAAAAGUGGCCAGCUUGGGUAUAUUUCGAAGUAUUUUGGUAAAGGAGUUUAGCAUCAGAUCUUCAAAAUCAAAGAAGCAUGAAAAUGUUGAUGAUGUAGAAAAGAAUGCAUUGUUGCCUGCAUCUCAGAGUGCUGCAUUUACUUCUACAGAACCCUGGUCUGUAAAUAUACCUCAACCGUGUGCCAUGACAAGCAAAGCAACAUUGUUAAGUGAACUUCUUCCAAAGUCUGUCACCUGUGGGGACACUACAUUUGGGGACCUCAACAUUCCUAACCUAUAA
Messenger RNA from Candidula unifasciata, 3000 nucleotides. The record is from the annotation of a GenBank genome assembly. Lineage: Eukaryota; Metazoa; Mollusca; Gastropoda; Stylommatophora; Geomitridae.